This is a messenger RNA of Podarcis raffonei (Aeolian wall lizard), 6230 nucleotides long. It is a transcript of the gene PLCD4, whose product is annotated as phospholipase C delta 4. The transcript has 16 exons. Gene Ontology annotation, biological process: lipid metabolic process; intracellular signal transduction. Gene Ontology annotation, molecular function: phosphatidylinositol-4,5-bisphosphate phospholipase C activity; calcium ion binding. The record is from RefSeq and is a predicted model, not a curated record. NCBI's taxonomy places the organism in Eukaryota, Metazoa, Chordata, Lepidosauria, Squamata, Lacertidae. Bases 226 to 2511 code for a protein of 761 amino acids.
UUCCUUUUCCUUCGUGCAAGCUCAGCUGCUGCGUCAGUAGCAGUCCUGUGUGCCAACAGCAUGAGGUGGUAAGGCAGAGUAGUCGGGGAACCCGGAGCAGGAUCUGCCUCCGCCGCCGCCAUGCCAUUCCAAGACCUGGAGACACUUUGAAACAGGGCCCUUGUUCCAACCCAGGGAUCUUCUGUCUACUGGUGAUUGUUGUGCCAACCCACGGGAAGAAGAACCAUGACUUCAGUUCUCUACAGUGUCCGCCUUCAGCUGGAUGAGAACCUGGAGCAGAUGCAACAGGGGACAAUGAUGCGCAAGGUGAAGUCCAAGAACUGGAAGAAACCCCGGUACUUCAUGCUGCAGGAUGACUGCAUGACUGUCUGGUACAAAUCCAAGAUGUCUGGCAAAGCCAAGUCUGCCUUCUCAGUGAGUGAUGUGGAGACUGUUCGUGAGGGACACCAAUCAGAGGUCCUGCAAAGUCUAGCGGAGGAGUUCCCAGCCGAAUGCUGCUUCACGGUCGUCUUCCAUGGACGCCGUAACAAUCUAGACCUAAUUGCCAGCUCAGCGGAGGAAGCUCAGUGCUGGAUCCAAGGCCUGCGGCGCCUUGUGGAGAUUGUCACUAACAUGGACCAGAAGGAGAAGAUGGAUCAAUGGAUCUGUGACUGGUUCAUGAAAGCUGAUAAGGACAAGGAUGGACGUAUGAAUUUCAAGGAGGUGCAGCACUUGCUCAGGAUGAUGAACGUGGCUAUGAAUGAAGACCAUGCCUUCCGGCUCUUCCAAAUGGCCGACAAAUCAGAGACAGGUACACUGGAGGGGGAGGAGUUUGUGCUCUUCUACAAAGCACUGACUCAGCGGGACGAGGUGCUCGAGUUGUUCCAGGAGUACUCCGAGGAUGGCAAAAAGCUGACACUGUUGGAGUUUGUGGACUUCUUGCAACAGGAGCAGAUGGAGGGGGCUGGCAUUGAUGAGCUCGCCAUGGAGAUGAUUGACAGAUAUGAGCCGUCUGAGACAGCCAAGGCUCGCCACAUUCUGAGCAUUGAUGGGUUCCUCAUGUAUCUCUGCUCACCCGAUGGCUCCAUCUUCAACCCUGAGCACAGGACGGUCUUUCAGGAUAUGUCUCAGCCCCUCUGCCAUUACUUUAUCUCCUCCUCCCACAACACAUACCUGAUGGAGGACCAGCUGAGAGGACAAAGCAGCGUGGAGGGAUAUAUCAGGGCUCUGAAGCGGGGCUGCCGGUGCCUAGAGGUGGACUGUUGGGACGGACCUAAUGGGGAGCCCAUUGUCUACCAUGGCCAUACCUUCACCUCUAAGAUCCCCUUCUGGGAAGUUGUGACAACCCUCGAUAAAUAUGCCUUCCGGGCUUCUAAAUACCCCAUUAUCCUGUCUCUUGAGAACCACUGCAGCAUAGAGCAGCAGGACAUCAUGGCCCAGCAGCUGAAGGGGAUUCUGGGAGAGCAGCUCCUCACCACCACCAUAGAUGGACGUGUCCCAGUGCAGUUGCCUUCACCAGAGGAACUGAAGGGCAAGAUCAUCCUGAAAGGGAAGAAGAUCGGACACCUGGAGGAUUAUUUGAAUGGGCAUCUGGAUGAGCCGCCUGAGCGGGAAGAGGAGGAGGAGGAGGAAGAGGGACCAGAGGCAGAGGAAGAAGUCCUGCGCAAUGAAGACAAGAAGAAAGAGAAGAAGGCCAAACAGUCCCUCUCCCAGGAGCUUUCUGACUGCAUUGUCUACUGCAAGAGUGUGCCCUUUCACAGCUUCCAGCACUCCCGCAGCCACUACAAGUCUUAUGAGAUGUCCUCCUUUGCUGAAUCCAAGGCCCGCAAGCUCAUCCGAGAGGCUGGAAAUGACUUCAUCCGCCAUAAUGCCUGGCAGCUGACACGCAUCUUCCCCAGCGGUCUGCGGACGGACUCCUCCAAUUACAACCCCCAGGCGAUGUGGAAUGUGGGGUGCCAGCUGGUGGCCUUGAAUUUUCAAACGGCUGGUACAGAGAUGGACUUGUGCGAUGGGCUCUUCAGUAAAAAUGGCCGCUGUGGCUACGUGUUAAAGCCGAGCUUCAUGAAAGACCCAGAGACAGCCUUCAGUCCUGAGAACCCCCAAAGCAGGGAGAAUGGUAGCCCACUUAACAUAGCCAUUAAGAUCAUUAGUGGGCAGCAGCUCCCCAAGAUGCCCAACAGCAAAGAAGGCUCCAUCAUCGAUCCACUAGUGCGAGUGGAGAUUCAUGGGAUCCCUGCUGAUAGUGCCAAGCAGGAGACCAAAUAUAUUGAUGAUAACGGUUUUAACCCACAAUGGAAUGAGGCCUUUCAGUUCCAGGUUUGGGUACCAGAGCUGGCACUUCUGCGCUUUGUGGUGGAGGAUUAUGACAAGGCAUCUCGGAAUGACUUUGUGGGACAGUACACUCUACCUCUUACUAGUGUCAAAGCAGGAUACCGCCACAUCCACCUUCUUUCCAAGGAUGGGACAGGGAUCCCACCAGCCUCCCUAUUUGUCCAUAUCCGAAUCAGGGAGUUGUCAACAGAGAGUGACUAAAGCAACUGUGUCUCCAAAUGCAGCUCUUCCCUCUCUGCCCCAUUUAGGUUGGAGAAUGUGGGGGGAGGGGGAGGGAAGGGGACAAGAGUUGUCUUAAGAAUGGAUGCCAUACCCCACUCCAUCUGCCUGCCUCUCUUGUUCCUACACAGCACUGGACUGAAAAGUUACUUUGCACUACUAUAUAUAUAUAUUAUUAUUAUUUUUUCAAAACAAAAACCCAACCCAACAGUUUUGUAUCAUUUUGCUGCUAUUUUUUUAAAGAAAGAAUUUAAACUAUUGUGAUUUGCACAGUUCCCAGACCCUCCUACUAUAUCUGUCCACUCGUAUGGUUCAGUUUUAAAAUCUACCUCCGUUGUGCAAAAAGGGUAGGAUAGGCUACUGCAGCCGCGAAUGGGACCUACCCCAAAGCAGACUUAACGAUAUUCAAAAGGAAGAGUGAAUUUCUUUCAAUAACGUCAGCCAACCAUCAAGUCUUUCCAAAGGGCUUUGUUUUUCCACCUGUCUUCAAGGGCAACUCUCCUGAUCUGGGCCCAGAAGUAGGUCCAGUCUGCUAGCCACCUUUAAAGUAGCAUCAGAAGGUGGCUGGUCAAGCUUUUCCUGGAUGCUCCUGACAAGAUUUGGCAAUAACCAAGAGAAGAGAGAAAGGAUUCCGGUGUUGACUCUUGUGGCAGCAUCUCUUUCUAACUGAGCAAAAGAGACAGGAAGAAGCUAAGCUGUUGGACCACCUGCUCUUUUUCCUUGCAGAUUGCAUGAGAAAGGGGAAGCCCUGCUCUAUUUAUUCCCCUUGCCCAAUCUGAAUGGUACUGAGAUACUGCAAGAUUUUCCCUUCCUCGUCUCCUAGCUGUAGCCCUCCCGUUACCACCACCCAGUUAGCAGCUAAUAGGGUGCUUGUAUAAAUGGAUGUUGCAUCGCUUAGCAAACAUUUGACAACAUGCAUCUGGGAAACUGACAUCGCACAUGGAAAGCCUUCCACAGAGCCGCUAACAAUACUUUCCAACGGAGGCAGUUUGCACAGCUAGGUAGAAGCCAUCAAAUGAUGUACAGUGUGUGCCUAUGAUUAUCAGCCCUCAGGGAAAAAGUAGAAAGGACUUAUCCCACUGAUUCCUUGAAGACUGCCAUAAAGAUAGAAGGAAUGCCAACAACUCCUUUUCUCAGCUCAAUAACCAUUGGCUUCCUGUCAAGUAUGUGUUGGCCAAGGAGCUCUGACAGUCUAAUUCUGCCUUUAUAUAGAAAGAUGUUGGCUAGACUCGAAUCAUCCUCUAAAUCAACUCCAAGUAGGAAGUGAUAAGAUUCUUAUAGAUGAGCUUGUCUUUUUCUGCAUCAGCACUAACAAUAUUCAUACAACUGACUCCUCAGUAAGAAUUCUUCCACAGCAGGAAUGCCUUGGUAUUCUCAAAGCCUCCAUAAACAUAACGCCUUUUUUCUGAUGCAAUUAAGAUGCUAGCUCCACAAAAAUGUGAUGAGAACAAUGGUCACCAACACAGAACCCACAGGUGACAGUGCAUCAACUAGUUCCUAUGGUGCUCAAAAAAAGGUCUCAGCAAACAUCUCAAAAAUCCAUAAUGUGUAAGAGACUGUUUGAGCUUCUUGUUCAACCCUAUUUCAUUAGAUACCAGGAUUGUACAUGCUUUUGGUGUCCUCCUCCCCCUAAUGAUUGGGGGGAGGGCUGGGCUAUCUGUACCAUUUGUUGUCCUCCUUGUCUGUUCUCUUAGUCAUGUGGUAGUCAUUUUCUGUUAUGCCACAUUCCUACAGCAGCCAUUUUGUGACUGGUACCCGCAGCACUUCCUCAAGAAAUGUACCCAGUGGCACAAUUCUUAUUACUGUUAUUAUUAAUUAAUUUUGUAUCCCGCCCUUCAUCCAAAAAUCCCAGGGCAGUUCACAAUAGAAAAAUACAAAAUGAGAAUACAAACUGCAUAAUAAAACGUAAACAAAAGCAAACCAUUAACUCCCCUCCCACAAAUACAUUUAAAAGGCUACAGAAUGUUAAUCACUUGAAUGCCUGGUUGAAGAGAAAUGUUUUCACCUGGCACCUAGGUUCCAGGUGGCCUUCCCUGGGGAGAGCAUUUCACAAACAGGGAGCCACCACAGAAAACGCCUGUUCUUAUGUUGACACCCUAUUGACCUCUUGUGGAGGCACACAAAGAAAGGCCUCAGAUUAUGAUCACAUUGUUUGGGUAGGUUCAUGUGGGGAGGGGCAGUCCUUGAGGUAUUGCAGUCUUCAGCCGUUUAGGGCUUUAUAGGUCAAUACCAGCACUUAGAAUUGGGCCUGGAAACUAAUUGGCAGCCACUGCAGUCAAGCCAGGAUUGAUGUAAUAUGCUCAACCUGCUUUGCCCCAGUGAGCAACCUGGCUGCCAAAUCCUGCAUCAGCUAAAGUUUCCGAACCAUCUUCAGAGGCAGCCCUACAUAUAAUGCGUUGCAAUAAACUAACCUAUAGGUUAUCAGAGCAUAGAUGACAGAAGUUAGGCUAUCCCUGCCCAGAUAGGGGCAUAGGGGUAGGGCCAUCAGUCCAAGCUGAUGGAAGGCAUUCUGGGUUGCUCAGGCCACCUGAGCCUCAAGCGACAGCAAAGGACCCUGAAGUACCCCCAAGCUAUGUAUCUGCUUCUUCAGAGGCAGUGUAACCCCAUCAAGAACCUCCCAUCCAUCCAGUCUAGGGAAUCACCUACUAACAGUGAUUCAAUCUUAGGUGGAUUAAGCUUCAGUUUGUUUGCUCCCAUCCAGUCCAUUACCAAGGCAAAACAACAAGGUUGCUUGCCCCUAUAGCCAAGGCUCAGCUCCUUACCAUUUAGUCUGAUCUUGCAGUAGGUAUACUCCAGUGCUUUUGUGCUCUAGCAAUUUCAGUUGUUAAAUUAUCCAGUCACACAAAAUAGUGCAUGUACAACUUCCACAUAGCAGCCACAGGCUUCUGCCUCUGAUAGGCAACCCUUUUGGGUGGAAUGAUUUUUGCUGGGAAGCAGAAAUAGCAGAUAGAACUACAGAGGCCUGCUGGUUGAAAAAUCAAAAGACAGGAUAACUCACCGCAACUCUAAGGUAGCCAAGAGAAGAGGAAUUUGAUACUAUAAAAGCUGCCUCCAUCUUAAGUCUAAAUGGGCUAGAGCAGUGAGGCAGCCAAUGUGGUGGCUGCUGAACUACAACUCCCAUUAUCCUUUACCAUUAGCCAGGUUGACCAGGGAUGAUGGGAGUUGUAGUCCCUCAUCAUUUGAAGUACACCCUGUAUGCACCCCACUGGAGGCCAGUUGGACUUUGCCAGUCCCAGAUCAGGGCUAGCAUGAUGCCCUCAAUGCUGGACUCCAACUCCUAGCAUACCUGGCCACUGAACAUGCUAUCUGCUGAUGAUGAUGGGAGAUGUUGUUCAACUAUAUCUGUAAAGUGCCAUGUUGGCUGCCCUUGGGCUAGAGUCUCACAGAACAGAAACCUAAUUCAUGUGGAAACAGCACUUUGGCUGUGACGGAUGUGACACAGUUACCUGCAAGCUAGCUUGCCUGUUUACAGCAUGCCUAUGCAUCCAGUCAGCUUGUCUUGUUCCCUAGCCACAACCCUCCUACUUGUACAUCUUUGUUUAACUCAGGUAUGUUUACAGAUGCAAUAUAUGUCUAAAAAUAUCUAUAGCAAUGCAUGGAAUGUCAUUUACUUCCCUAAUACUUCGGCCUCCUUUGUAAAGGGCCGAAACCCUACAUAUGCAAAUUGGUUUUAUCAAAAUAAUAAAAAGACAAGUUAAAAA